AGGGGGUUCAGGGGACAAAACAAAGUGAGUCUCUUACACAUAGUUAUUCACAAAAAGUUCUAAGAAAAAAGCGAGUGAGAGCGUCUGCUGUACUCUGAUUGUUCAUCUUCUUCUCUGAAUCUCUUUUCCCCCCUCCCCCACUGUAACUCCCCGCUUCUCUGAAUCCCUUUCUGUUAAUCAUCUGUCUUUCAAGUUCUGAUUUUUGGGUUUGUUUUAAAAUUUACAAGAAGCAAACUUAGACGGAUUUUCCGGAAGCCAGGUGUUUUCAGAAUCGAGAUCCAGGUUUUUUUGUUUUUUGAAAAGAAAAACCUUUUUUUCCUUGUAAGUCUAGUAGAUUUUAGUCGUUUUCUUUUCAUUUUUUUUUUUUUUUGGAUAGGCUUGGAGGGUUAUUUUUUAUCCCUCAAGGUCGGUUUUUUAGGCUUAUGGAUUAGAAGAGGUUGUCUAUUUUAAACCUCUUUGAUCUUUCUUUGAAGAUAAUUUCUUUUUUUUCCCAAUUAUCUUGUUUUUUGCUUGUCUUAAGAACCGAAACCUGUUCUUUAGUUUUGUUAAGAACCAGGUUCUCGCUUCUUCUCCUUUGGUUUGAAAAAUCUGUAAUUUUUAAGUAGAGUGUUUUUAAGGCAUAUAUGGCAGCUACGAUGGGUUUUUAUAGUAGCAGACAACUUGAGUCAGCCACCUAUGGCUAUGGGGGUGAGCUGAUGGAAGCACUUGAACCUUUUAUGAAAAGUGCUUCCUCGGUCAGCUCCCCCUCAACAACCCAGUAUCCAUCUUCAACCUCUUCUCCUUAUAAUUUCGAUAAUUACCACCUUUCUUUCUCCCCCUCCAUCCAAACCCAGCCGGGUUUCUACCCUGAUGGUUGCUCAACCUCGAACUCGACGACCACGCUGGUGUUUUCCGACGCAUUCUCGAGCCAAAACCCAGUUGCUUUUGAGCAACCGGGGUCACUUGGCCUGAACCAGCUGACACCAUCUCAGAUCCACCAGAUCCAAGCACAGAUCCAGUCCCAAAACCAGCACUUUUGCCAUCAAUCACCAUCAGCACAUCAGCAACAUGGUGGCAGUACCCUUAGCUUUUUGGGUCCUAAACCCAUCCCAAUGAAACAUGUUGGGUCUCCUUCAAAGCCCACCAAGCUUUACAGGGGAGUCAGGCAGCGACAUUGGGGAAAAUGGGUCGCCGAGAUCCGGCUUCCGAAGAACCGCACACGGCUCUGGCUCGGCACUUUCGACACCGCCGAAGAAGCUGCCUUGGCUUACGACAGGGCUGCCUACAAGCUCCGCGGAGACUUCGCCAGGCUCAAUUUCCCCAAUCUCCGCCACCACAGCGAUUACCAGCCUCUGCAUUCCUCGGUGGACGCGAAGCUCCAUGCCAUUUGUGAAAGCUUGGCCAACUCGCAGAAACAAGGCAAAGCAGAGAAGCCGGUCCGAUCGAGCAGGAAAUCGAAGCAACUCAUGUCGACUAUUGUUGGCGAGGCGGAAUCGAAGAGUUCGGAGAACUGUCAUAAGGUGGAGACAUCCUCGUCGCCGGUGAUGACCGAGAGCGACGUGUCAGCAGGGUCUUCCCCUUUGUCGGAUCUUACGUUCCACGACUCCGAUGAGCCACAGUGGGAUGUUGCUUCGGAGAAUUUCAAGUUGCAAACGUACCCUUCGUACGAGAUUGACUGGGAGUCUAUUCUUUCUUAAUUUCCAUCUCCAUUUGUAUAUGGGUGCUCUAAUUGUACCUUUUUUUCUUGGUUAAUUAGUCUCCUUUGUCCAUGGUAGUGGGUUAGAUAGUUGUGUCUCGGGUGGCUGCUGCAAUAGAGUUUUAGGCAGUUGCAGGGCUACUCUUUAAGAUUUGUAAUCUUUUUAGGUGUUCUAAAUAUUUCAUUAUGUAAAUCUCCGCCAUGUUCAGCUGGUCGUUUUCUUUUCCUUGCUGGACCGGGGAGAGUACUAAGAUUUGUGUCUCUACAUGAGUAGUUGUGUUAGUUGCAAUUCAGUACUGUAAUUGAAUAUUUUAUUAAUAUGAACAAGUAUGUUAUGUUUGUCUGUAAA
This is a messenger RNA of Carya illinoinensis, 2024 nucleotides long. Its product is annotated as ethylene-responsive transcription factor RAP2-4-like. The coding region runs from base 624 to 1676 and encodes 350 amino acids. Lineage: Eukaryota; Viridiplantae; Streptophyta; Magnoliopsida; Fagales; Juglandaceae. Gene Ontology annotation, biological process: regulation of DNA-templated transcription. The transcript has a single exon. Gene Ontology annotation, molecular function: DNA-binding transcription factor activity; DNA binding. The record is from RefSeq and is a predicted model, not a curated record.